CGGCUACAGCAGGAGACAGAGCCAACACUCCUUGGGGUUUGGGAACUCUAGGCAGCACAGAUCUGGGUCUGGGCCCUGCCGCCUUCCCUGCUGAGGGGCCAUGCAUGCCAUGCAGCUGCAGACGGACCCCAUCCUGGAACCAGGGCUUUCUGGGGGCUCUGGCUUCUUUCCAGCUGCAAGCCGACACCAGGAAGACUGCUGGGGACCUGGGGUUCAAGGGUGUGCACGCUGACAUGCAGCCCCAGACGUGGGGGGAUAGCAGGCUGGAGAGUCCCAUCUUGGGAAGGCCAUCUCGGGUGUGGGUAAUGAAGUCGACAUUUGUUAGGACCUUCUCUGGCCAGGCCUUCCACCUACAUCAUUUCAAUUCCUACAACAACCAUGCAAGGCACCCCAGGCUUCCUGGAGGGGACCGGCUGUGGCUUGCUUUGCUUUGGCUCCCAGCUUCCCCCUUCCUCGGGUGGAAGUCAGAGUCUCUCACGUGGAUCCUUGGCCCCAGCCCAUCCCCGCUGGGCUGGCGGGCAGGCACCAGGACGUGGCUGGCGGCUCCUGCCAUGGACAGGUGGUACCUGGGUGGCAGCCCGAAGGAGGACGUGGACCCAUUCUACUAUGACUACGAGACUGUCCGCAACGGGGGCCUCAUCUUUGCUGCCCUGGCCUUCGUCGUGGGGCUCAUUAUCAUCCUCAGUAAAAGACUCCGCUGUGGAGGCAAAAAGAAGCACCGGCAAGUCAAUGAGGAUGAUCUGUAAUGACAGAGUCAGCGGUGCUCCCCGGGCAGGGGGGCCUUUUGGGAAGCCUUCCCUGAGCUGGUGACCUUUGUCCCCAGCAUGGCCAGGCUUUGGGGCUGAAGGAGGUGCCAGGCUCCACGUGACCUCUGGGUAUGCUCGGCCUCCUCCCACCCAGGCCGCCUCAUGUUAAUAAUAAAGCCAGCCUCAGAGAGGCUCCUUCCCGGC
Molecule: messenger RNA, 950 nt
Organism: Nyctereutes procyonoides (raccoon dog)
Lineage: Eukaryota; Metazoa; Chordata; Mammalia; Carnivora; Canidae
Gene: FXYD2
Product: FXYD domain containing ion transport regulator 2
Exons: 9
Coding region: 105-746 (213 amino acids)
Biological process (GO): regulation of sodium ion transmembrane transporter activity; monoatomic ion transport
Cellular component (GO): membrane
Molecular function (GO): sodium channel regulator activity
Source: RefSeq, a predicted model, not a curated record